GAAGGUGGUACCCAAGUGUCGGUGUUUAUUAUCAGGGAUCUGACUCCGGAGGCGCGUCGCUGAGGUAUGGGCUGCGCUCCCAGUAUCCACGUCUCUCAGAGCGGGGUGAUCUACUGCCGAGACUCAGACGAAUCCAACUCCCCCCACCAGACCACCACCAUCUCUCAGGGCACCGCGGCCACGCUGCACGGGCUCUUCAUCAAGACCGAUGCGGCCGAGACCAUCCCCUCCGUCAUCACCUACCAGAGCCGGCACUCGCGCAACAACUCGUACCGGGAUCGCAAGGAGAACAGCGGAGGACACAUCCGCAUCGAGGCCGAGACGCAGACCAGCCACACCAGCGUCAAGGUUUCAGCUACAGAAGAAUGUGUGGGACCUAUGAGACUGACUCAAGAGCCAAUUCAGGUCCUGCUGGUGUUCGCCAAGGAGGACAGCCAAAGCGAUGCCUUCUGGUGGGCCUGUGACCGCGCUGGGUUCAGGUGUAACAUCGCACGGACGCCCGAGUCUGCCGUUGAGUGUUUCCUGGACAAGCACCAUGAGAUUAUAGUCAUUGAUGGACGCCACUCACGCUACUUUGAGCCUGAAGCUGUCUGCCGGUUGAUCCGUGCCACGAAGCCCUCGGAAAACACCGUUAUUCUUGCCGUUGUGCCACAAAAACCGCCUGACCAGGACGAGCCAUCUGUUCUUCCUCUCCUCUGUGCUGGAUUUAGCAGAAGGUUUGUGGAGAACAGCAGUGUGUCGGCCUGCUAUAAUGAGCUCAUACAGAUUGAACACGGAGAGGUGCGCUGCCAGUUCAAACUCAGGGCUUGUAACUCUGUCUUCACUGCUUUGGAGCAUUGUCAGGAGGCUGUGGAGAUCACCAGCGAGGACCAUAUAAUACAGUAUGUGAACCCAGCAUUUGAGCGGAUGAUGGGCUACCACAAGGGAGAGCUGAUUGGGAAAGAGCUGACCGAACUCCCCAAGAGCGACAAGAACAGAGCUGACCUGCUGGACACCAUCAACACCUGUAUCAAAAAAGGAAAGGAAUGGCAGGGCAUUUACUAUGCCAGGAAGAAGUCAGGUGACAGCAUACAGCAGCAUGUGAAGAUAACUCCUGUCAUCGGCCAAGGAGGAAAGAUUCGACAUUUCGUAGCCAUCAAGAGACCUCACAUUGACAACAACAAUCAGGUCCACAAGUUCAACAAGGAAGAGAGAUGCAGUGGGGAACAUUCUCAGUCAGAGUGCCAUUCUCUACGUCACCGGGACAGAAGGAAAGAUUCAAUUGAUGCCAGAUCAGUCAGCUCCCGUGGCAGUGACGCUCCCAGUUUACAGAAUCGAAGAUAUUCAUCGGUCGCCAGGAUUCACUCCAUGACUAUCGAGGCUCCCAUCACCAAGGUAAUAAACAUCAUCAAUGCGGCCCAGGAGAGCAGUCCGGUAACAGUAGCUGAGGCUCUGGAUCGUGUGUUGGAGAUCCUGAGAACCACCGAGCUCUACUCCCCUCAGCUCGCAUCCAAAGAAGAUGACCCCCACACCAACGACCUGGUUGGGGGGCUCAUGAGUGAUGGGCUGAGAAGACUCUCUGGGAAUGAAUACGUGUUCUGCAAAAAUAUGAGCCAAAGCCAGCUGGCCAUCCCAGUCACUCUGAAUGACGUGCCCCCAUCCAUCGCCGAGAUGCUGAAUGAUGAGGAGCGCUGGGAGUUCAACAUCCUGGAGCUGGAGGCAGCUACACACAAGAGACCGCUGACUUACCUCGGGCUGAAGAUCUUCACGAGCUUCGGAGUGUGCGAGUUCCUGAACUGCUCGGAGGCCACGCUGCGCUCCUGGCUGCAGCUCAUCGAGGCCAGCUACCACUCCUCCAACUCUUACCACAACUCCACACACGCCGCAGACGUGCUGCACGCUACUGCCUACUUCCUGCGCAAAGAGAGAGUCAAGAGCAGCCUAGACCAGCUGGACGAGGUGGCGGCGUUGAUAGCGGCCACGGUGCACGAUGUGGACCACCCGGGCAGGACCAACUCCUUCCUGUGCAACGCUGGUAGUGAAUUGGCGAUCCUCUACAACGACACUGCCGUGCUGGAGAGCCACCACGCCGCCCUCGCCUUCCAGCUCACUGUCCGGGACAGCAAGAGCAACAUCUUUAAGAACAUCGACAGGAAUCAGUUCCGGACACUGCGACAGGCCAUCAUUGACAUGGUGCUGGCCACAGAGAUGACCAGACACUUUGAGCACGUCAGCAAGUUUGUCAACAGCAUCAACAAGCCAAUGGCUGCCAUAGAAGAGACCAGCACAAGUAGCAUAAACAGUGACUGCGAGGGUCAGGCUAACUUCAGGAACUCUCCAGAGAACCGCCUGCUGAUAAAGAGGAUGCUGAUCAAGUGUGCAGAUGUGGCAAACCCCUGCAGGCCGCUGGAGCUCUGCAUCGAGUGGGCUGGGCGGAUCUCAGAGGAGUACUUCGCACAGACAGACGAGGAGAAGAGACAGGGGCUGCCCGUGGUGAUGCCAGUGUUCGACAGGAACACCUGCAGCGUGCCCAAAUCUCAGAUCUCCUUUAUAGACUACUUCAUCACGGAUAUGUUUGACGCCUGGGAUGCCUUUGCCAGCCUGCCCGGUCUCAUGGAGCAUCUGUCGGAGAACUACAAGUACUGGAAGAGCUUGGACGAGAUGAAGUGUAAGAGCCUGCGGCCUCCCCCUCCUUCCUGACCGGUUCCUAGUCGCCUCGUCUCAUCCAUCGCUCCGAGCAGGGUAGGACAGUGAACGCAGCCCUGCGGUGGAACAGUUAGUCUCAUCAGCUGUGACUCUGUGCCCUCCCAGGUGCCCACCCCCACCACACCACCUGAACCGGGCCCGAACGCGGGCAGCCGGGGACUCUGAGAGCAGACAUCACUGACUGCUGAACACGGAGACGCCGUUUCCACCUCAAAUCACAGCCUCUUUUCUUGUGUGGCUCUAGCUGGAGGUGGCGUUCUGCCAGUGGAGAACAGGUUGUCAUUUGAGGCCCCCCGUCGACGCUCAGUCGCCACUUUACGGCCCGGUAAAUUAUUCCUAAUAGCACCUCUAUGAAACUGUGUGGAACCCAUGGCUUCACCUGACAAUCUGUACCAUACAGUGUAACACACCACAAACCUGCACUUUAGCUGAUCAGGACAUUUUCAUUUUGCUUUAUUUGCUUUUACGGUUAAUUUUCUUUAACCGAAUCUUGCUGUUCGCCGUCUGUCCGUCUGCUUUGCUGUAAAAGAAACGUGGUGAAUGAGACGGUGACCAAAGCUGCAGGUACUGACUGAAAAUAAGGACCUAAAGAGAUUCUGUUCAUGCUUGCUGAUGAACGUGUGUGCACUCAAAGGUUCAUUUUAAAAUUGCCAACUUGUGAAGGUGCUCAGCUGGAAUUAUUAACACACGCUUUGACUUGUGUCUGGGACCAAAUUCUUACCAGUCAGAGGUCCCAGUCCCCGCUGAUCCAGUUUCCUACAGCUUAUUGGAAGUAUUUCAGAGAUUCAGAGACAGCUAGCGCACCAGCCAGCGCACAGGCUUUCUAAAUGCCCAGCCCCAUACACAGAGGCGGCAUCAGAGAAGGGCUGAUUCUGUGACCGCUGCAGGAUUUAAAGAUCAUGUAGCUACAUAACGGGAGGUGCGAUAUUUCACCCAGAAAUCUGCUGUUAUGGUCGUUCCUUCUGCGCCGUGGUCUUUCUGUGCACUGUGAAAUCAGCCAGUGGAGAUCUUUGUCAAGCCUGUGCGUCAGAACAAAUGGAGGAACAGAGUUGCACAUUGCACACUGCUCUGUGACACUAACUGUAGAUAUAUGCACGGUGCACACAUCUUUGAAGUCUUUGUACGUACUUGUGUCUGAGGCAGAAACGCACCUCACGGCAGCCUGACAGCUGUGUGAAGGAGCAGCAGAUCCAUGUUUGGAUACAGCCGCUGCAGAGCCAGCGUCUGCCUGCUGCCCCCUAACACUAAUCAGCUCCGGCUCUCCCACAUGGUUUUUGUUAAACAGAUUUUAUUUCAAACCUUGCAGCCAUUUGGCUCUUAGGGAGAAAUUUUGUUGCACACGAUUUUCAAAUUAUUUGCAUUCAAAGCAUCAGACAUGGCCAUCGGAUCGUGAGACUUCUGUGAUGUGUCUGCCCUCUGGUGGGUAGAUGGGGUCGUUGCAGACGCCUCCAGCUUAUCAGUAUCAACCUUAUUGAACCACAAUUUCAGGGACAGCUAUACAGCAGUAAGAACAGAUAAGCAUAUUGUUAGAAUGGAUGUGCCGUGGCCUUUUCCCUUAUGAAGUAUAUUAACCAGACUGACGUGAUGAAUAACUAAAAUAGUCCAAUAAAAUAAAUCAAAAGGAGACAGAGUGAAAUGAAAUAUAAAGAGUACUAGUAGUGAUUCCCCUUUUCGUCUCCAGGCUUGUUUACCUUCCGCCCCCCCCCCUUCACUGAGUCUAAUGAUCCGUAUGUUUUCUCUACGGUUCCUGCUCUCAGUGUCGUUAGCUCGCUCUGUUAGCACCAUGGCUUUCUUUUCGAGUUCUGUGACUUUGUUUUCCAGAGAGCUGGUACGAUCCUCACCGUCGAGGGUGGACCGUAAACUCGGCAAACUUGAGCUCCGUGAGAGCGCCGAUCUUUUCAGUAACAGUGUCAGCCACGAUGCUAGCCAUGCCGAGUGGGUGACCUCCCCCCCCCCCCCCCCCCCCCCCCCCCAGACGUUUAAUUAAUUCCUGUAUUUAUCAGAGCACUUUUAUUUUAAAUGUUUACCAUAUGAAGGUGUAACAGCAUUGAAAAGCACGACUGCCACAUCUGAAAUCGGUAUAUAAAUGAAGAGUAUUGGAUUUGCAGAUAUCCGUAAACUACCCGAGCUGCUUUGGUAAAAUCGUGUAAUUCCAUUACUGUCCAUCAGCGGUCGUUGUCUCAAGGCUCCAUUUAAAUGAUGGUCAUGAUGUGAGACAGGACAUGUUGCUGUGUGUGUACAGUGUGUGUGUGAGAGUUAAUCCAGGAAACGCACAUCGCAGUAUUAACCAAAGGCACAGAGAGCUCUUUACAGGUGCCUUAUUCUUUGGUCAUCUUUACAGAAACAAGUAUUUUUUGGUUGAAAUAGUUCCUCCUCCUCAAAAAAAAAAAAAAACAAAAAAAAAAAAAAAAAAAAACACAAGAGGAAAGCCAUACAUGUUUAAGAUAUAUAUAUAUAUAUAUAUAUAUAUAUAUGUAUA
This is a messenger RNA of Toxotes jaculatrix (banded archerfish), 5164 nucleotides long. RefSeq names its product phosphodiesterase 8B (gene pde8b). Gene Ontology annotation, molecular function: 3',5'-cyclic-AMP phosphodiesterase activity. Gene Ontology annotation, biological process: signal transduction. The transcript is spliced from 22 exons. Bases 67 to 2679 code for a protein of 870 amino acids. NCBI's taxonomy places the organism in Eukaryota, Metazoa, Chordata, Actinopteri, Toxotidae. The record is from RefSeq and is a predicted model, not a curated record.